Molecule: messenger RNA, 1224 nt
Organism: Emiliania huxleyi CCMP1516
Lineage: Eukaryota; Haptophyta; Isochrysidales; Noelaerhabdaceae
Product: ATPase
Exons: 9
Coding region: 31-1224 (397 amino acids)
Cellular component (GO): cytoplasm; mitochondrion
Molecular function (GO): ATP binding; ATP hydrolysis activity
Source: RefSeq, a predicted model, not a curated record
CGCGACGUCUUGAAGAUCUCUCACACACCGAUGCGGCCGCUACGCGGUUGUUUCCGUAACUUCUCCCGAUGGCGGAGCAGCGGCCCGGGCGGGCUGCUCGCCAGCUACGACGCCGCCGUCGCCCGCGGCCGCAUCCGCCCGGACCCGGCUCAGCGAGCGGCGGCAGAGGCCUUGCAGCGCCUGCAAGACGGCACCCUUGCCGACUCCGGUGGCUCCGAGGCGGCGGCGGGUGCGUACAUCCACGGCCCGGUCGGGGGUGGCAAGUCGAUGCUGAUGGACCUCUUUUACGAGACCAGCCUGCGCGGCCCGCGCCGCCGGCUCCACUUCCACGAGCUCAUGAUCGACGUGCACAAGCGGCUGCAUCGGCCGCUCGAGAUUGUGGCGCAGCAGCUGGUGGAGGCGGACUCGCUGCUGUGCUUGGAUGAGAUGCAGGUGACUGACGUGGCCGACGCGAUGAUCCUGCGGCAGCUGUUCGACCUGCUCCUCGCGAGAGGUGUGACGGCUAGGCGCUGCACUAGCGCGGGGGACGGAUUCACUAUGGAGCGUGAGCCGGCGUUGUACGAGCGCGGACUCAACCGGAAGUACUUCCUGCCCUUUGUCGCCCUCAUCCACACCCGCUUCUCGAACCUCGCCCUCGCCGCCGCCGCGGACUACCGCACCUUGCGCCCGCCGAAUGGCGCGCCGGCUCCACUCUCUGCCGAGGCUUGCGGCGCUGCUGAAGAGGGGAGGCUGCGGGUGGCGAGGACCGCGCCGGGAGAGGCUGCGUGGUUCGAGUUCGCGGAGCUGUGCGAGGCAAGGCCCGGCGAGCCGGCGCGUGGCGCGCCCGACUUCCUCGCCCUCGCGUCUGCCGUGCGGACGGUGUACCUCAACGGCGUGCCGAGGCUCGACGUGCGGCAGCGAAACGAGGCGCGCCGGUUGGUCCUCCUCGUCGACGCCCUGUACGAGGCGCGCUGCGCCCUGCAUGUCGCCGCCGAGGCGCCGCUAGCCGAGCUGCUCUCGCCGCUGCUCGACGGAGGCGGCGCCGACACGAUGAUGGCCGGCGCAGAGGUAGCCGUCGACGACGCGGGCGCCGCCUCACUCCCGUUCAGCGUGGCGCCCGUCGGCGGCCGCUACUCGGUCGACGGCGAGCUGGCCUCCUUCUUCACGGCCAAGGACGAGGCCUUCAUGCUCCGGCGCACUCUCUCGCGGCUCACCGAGAUGUGCGGCCCGCAGGCGGAGUACUAG